AUGGAGGAGGAGCUGACGCUGGUGGGGUACUGGUCGAGCCCGUUCGUUCUGCGCGCGCGCUUCGCCCUCAACCUCAAGGGCCUCCCCUACGCGUACGUGGAGGAGGUGGGCCUCUUCGACGGCAAGAGCCCGCUCCUCCUCGCCUCCAACCCCGUGCACAAGAGGGUGCCGGUGCUCAUCCACAACGGCAAGCCCGUCCCCGAGUCGCAGCUCAUCGUGCAGUACCUCGACGAGGCUUUCCCGGCCAGCUCCCCGCGCCUCCUCCCUCGCAACCCGCACGAGCGCGCCGUCGCCCGCUUCUGGGCCUCCUACGUCGACGGCGAGCUGCUCAGCGCGUGGCUGCCCGUCUACGGCGGACGCACCGGCGAGGAGAGGGCGGAGGCGGCGGGGCGGGUCGGCGCCGCCCUGGAGACGCUGGAGCGAGCGUUUGGGGAGUGCUCCAAGGGGAAGGGCUUCUUUGGCGGGGACACGGUGGGGCUCGUGGACGUCGUGCUCGGCGGCUUCGUCGGGUGGCUGCACACGUCCGAGGCCAUGUGCGGCGUGAGGCUGCUCGACGCCGCCGCGACGCCGCUGCUGGCGGCCUGGGCGAAGCGGUUUCGCGCGCUCGACGGCGUCAAGGAGGUGAUGCCGGAUGCGCAGAGGCUGCUCGAGUACAACCUGAUGAGGCGAGCUCGCCUCGGGCUGCCGCCGACCUCGCCGCCGCCGUCACAGCACCAAUAG
Messenger RNA from Triticum turgidum subsp. durum (durum wheat), 720 nucleotides. Lineage: Eukaryota; Viridiplantae; Streptophyta; Magnoliopsida; Poales; Poaceae. The record is from the annotation of a GenBank genome assembly.